CUGCUUCACAUCCAUACUUAGGUAGUCUUUCUCUUCCUUCCAUAUGCUCUGUCUGUCACUGUUUCCUCCCUUCAACCAAAAGCGGAAACUUUGCUCCAGAAACAUCACCUUCCCUUUAUAACACAUUUCAACAUCUCUUCUUUCUCUGACUUCACUCUAUCCCAAUCUCAAUCUCAAUCUCAUAACAUUCAUCCAUUUCCUCACUUGUUUCUCUUUCUCUCUCUUGUUUUGUUUCGUAGUUUCAGCAAUGGAGGCUUAGGGUUCCUGCUUCUGCUUUUUGAGAUUUUGAUGUAGUUCUGUGUUUUCUGAAGCAUUGAUCUUUGCUGUGAUGGGGAAAGGAAGAAGUCCUGGGAAAUGGAUCAGGAACUUACUCUCGGGGAAGAAAUCAUCAUCAAAGUCUAAUUCAUCAAAGAAGAAUGUUAUUUUAAAACCUUCAAGUGACAAGGAUGUGCUGGGGUCUUCUGAGAUAUCCGUGUCUGAUCCAAAUGUGGAUUCUUUGCUGAUAUCCGCGCCAAUUUGUGGAGCUAAUGCAACUAUAGGAGUGCUUUCAGAAAAGGAAGUGGUUAGUAGGUCAUCACAUGAUAGGGUUAUUCUUUCAACUGGAGAUGAAGAGGCUCAUGCACCAGCUGUUGCUAAUGUUGGAUCUCAAGAAGAUCUUGAGCAACUCAGGCUUACAGAAGCAGCUAUAAAAGUUCAGGCGGCUUGUAGAGGCCAUCAGGCUCGUCGAACAUUUCAAACAGUCAAAGGUAUCGUACAACUGCAAGCUUUUAUUCGUGGCCACUUGAUUAGAAGACAAGCUGUUUCUGCUUUAUACUGUGUUAAGGGAAUAGUUAAAUUUCAAGCAUUGGCUCGUGGUUACAAUGUUAGGCGUUCUGAUAUUGGGCUCGCAGUCCUGAAAAUUCGUAAGGAUACUCAAAGUUCAAAUUCUAUUGAGGUAGUUACAUCUACUCAGGCAGAGAAGCUGUCAGAAAGUGUGUUUGUUCACAAGCUUCUGGCUUCAUCGUCCUAUGCAGUUCCUCUAUCUCUCACUUGUGAUCCCGUAGAACCUAAUUUGGCUUGGAAAUGGCUUGACCUCUGGUCAAGGUCACACUUUUGGGCACCACUUCCUGAACUGAAGAAGAAACUUGACUCAGUGCCUGAUGAGAAAAGUGGCAGUUACCAAACAGUUGAAAGGGGACAAGUUAAAAGAAAUACUCGGAAAUCUCCUGCUGUGAAAGCUGACGAUGGCUCAAUUUCAGGUUCUAACAAAUAUAAACAGCGUCCAAAAAAGGACUCAAACCACCCAUUGCUUUCAGCUCAGGAACAACCACAAAAGGAAAUCGAGAAAACUAGUCUUAAAAAAACUCGCAUGCAAAAUGUUUCAGACAGAUGUGAGGAUGUUAAUGAGAAAAGAAAACAUAGCAAUAGAAAAAUUUCAGAUCAUACUAUCACUGAUGUUUCAGAGCAGGUCCCCAGUGCCUCUUCAGAGAAAAUGAAAGAUUUAACGGUGCAUAAGUCAAAAGGGUCUGAUCCUGAGAAAGAUCUUGGACAGCAAGCAAAAGGGGAGAAUGAUAAUGAGCCACAUAAUGAUCCUAUUGCUGUCUUGCAGACUAGUGUGGAGAAUGGAAGAGAUGAAAGAAUUCAAGGAGUCAGUAAGGACUUGAACGGUGGUGACAAUUGUAUCAGCAACAAUUGCCAAAGAAGGGCUUCACUACCUGCUAAUUUUAAUGAUCAGGAUAAUGAGUUACAUAACACACCAAGAGUGCCCAGUUAUAUGGCUCCUACUGAAUCUGCCAAAGCUAAGCUUAAAGGACAAGGUUCCCCAAGAUUUGCUACUGAUUUGGUUGACAAAAACAGUAUAACCAGGCGGCAUUCACUUUCAUCUUCGCUUAAUGGAAGGUCAGGUUCAUUUUCCCCAAGAGCAGAAAGACUCAUAACCAUGAGCAGCAGAGGAGUUAUAAGGACUGAUAGAUCUCUGUCAUCUUCAAGGGAUGGGACUGAGAAGUUGACCCAACCUCAGUGGAGAAGGUGAUUUUGCAUAAUUUCAUCUUCAAGGGAUGGGACUGAGAAGUUGAUCCAACCUCAGUGGAGAAGGUGAUUUUGCAUAAUCUCUCAGAACAAGGAUACUUCAAGGAGGUAAAAAGUAAAAGAGUAAAAAAAUAUGCAGACUUACAUUACAGCCUUUCUUUACUCAUCAUCAUCAUUAUGAUUUGUGGUCAUAGAUACAGAAGAAGGUUUUUUUUUUUUAAUUGUGAUCAGAAUCUGGUAUCAAAUUUCUUUUAGUAGGAGAACUUUGUUGGGUAUAUAUUUACUGAUCUAAGCUUAUGUACUGGUUUUUUAAUCCUCUGUGAUGUAUUGUUCAAACAAUUGUUUCAA
Molecule: messenger RNA, 2355 nt
Organism: Gastrolobium bilobum
Lineage: Eukaryota; Viridiplantae; Streptophyta; Magnoliopsida; Fabales; Fabaceae
Product: protein IQ-DOMAIN 29-like
Exons: 8
Coding region: 329-2011 (560 amino acids)
Molecular function (GO): protein binding
Source: RefSeq, a predicted model, not a curated record